Messenger RNA from Ornithorhynchus anatinus (platypus), 3574 nucleotides. It is a transcript of the gene NUP133, whose product is annotated as nucleoporin 133. The transcript has 26 exons. The record is from RefSeq and is a predicted model, not a curated record. Gene Ontology annotation, cellular component: nuclear pore outer ring. The annotation marks the transcript as partial. Gene Ontology annotation, molecular function: structural constituent of nuclear pore; protein binding. Lineage: Eukaryota; Metazoa; Chordata; Mammalia; Monotremata; Ornithorhynchidae. Gene Ontology annotation, biological process: poly(A)+ mRNA export from nucleus; protein import into nucleus; transcription-dependent tethering of RNA polymerase II gene DNA at nuclear periphery.
UCCCCCGCCUCCCGCAGGACCGGCCCGGGCCCCGCGCCGCGGUCGGCCGCCCGCAAGAGCCUGGCCCUGCCCGCCGCCAUCGGGGCCCCGGGGCUGCUGUCGCCGAUGGGACGCCGGGGCUCGCUCGGCGCCCGAGGCACCCCCACGAGAACCGGACAGCACCAGUCAGCCAGCGAGACGACCAAUUAUGACAUAAAGACGUUUGGCUCCUCCCUCCCCGUGAAAGUUAUGGAAGCCCUGGCGUUGGCCGAAGUUGAUGACCAGCUGACGGCGUGCGUCGACGAGAGUGGCUGGGCCUGGCUCGUGUGCAGAGAGCGACUCAUCGUCUGGAAGAUCGGUCAGUCUUCGGUGGCGAAGCUCUCGGUUUGCAAAGAACUCCAGCUCCCGCCCACCGAUCUGGACUGGAAUGCCGAUCUGGUGGCCCUCUCCUGCCCCGCCCAGCCGGGGGAAGCCCCCUCUGCCCAGUCUGUGGCCGUGAUGGCUGCCACCCGAGAAGGAGCCGUUCGCUACUGGCCCAGCCUCGUGCACGAGGGUUCCUUCACGGAGACCGUCAUCGACUUGGGAGGGGCUGACCGGACCUGCAGCUUUCUGACGGCAGUGAAGGGAGGAAGCUUCGUCCUGGCCACGUCAGGGAGCCAGCUCUUCCGUCUGCUUCCCGAGGGCUCUGGCAAGAUUCCCCACCAUGCCCUCCCGCAGGGCCAGGGCGUGCUUUCCGGGAUUGGCAGGAGGGUCUCCUCUCUCCUGGGGAUCCUGUCUCCCAGCAGCGAAAUCAUGCUCUCCAGUGUCCUCUGGGACCGAGAGCACGAGGUUCUUUACACCCUCACUAGCUCCAACAUCAACAAGUGGGAAAUGGAUGAUUCCUCCGAAAGGCAGGCUCUCAGCUGGGACAUAAACCGAGCCCUGAAGGAGAACAUUGCAGAUGCCAUCUGGGGAUCGGAAAGCAACUAUGAAGGAAUUAAAGGUGGCAUAAACGUGGAGUAUUUGGAUUUGCAGCAGACAUGCGACGGCUUGGUGAUCCUGGCCGUGGCCUGGCACCCCGGGGACAGCCCGUGUCUCAUGUACUACACCCUGGUGACGGUGGAAGACGCCGGCUACCAGAUGGCUGAUGAGGUCACCGUGGAGGUCACUCAGUUCAACCCGCCCUUCCAGGGUGAAGAGUCGGCAGUGUGCCGGCUGGUGGUACCCGACGCUUCAGCCCAGGGGGCUUUUCUCUACACGGAGAACGCGGUCUUCGCCUGCUCCACUGGCACUGGAAGAAGUUCUCUGCCUCAGGAGAAAAUCCUCUUUGAGGCUCAAGGUGAUGGAAUUUUGGGAGCAGGAUCCUGUGCUGGCCUGCCCGUGUUCUUCUCCAGAAACAAUGGGCUGGUGUCCAUCCUUUCCCGGGAGAGCAUGUCCGUGUUGCCGGAGGAUGUGGAGGACUCCAUCGCCUCUUCCGUCGCUGGCCCACACCCUGAGCCUUCGCUCUUGGAUUCCACCGCAAAGAUAGAUGCAGUCUCCCAAGAAGAUAAGACCAAGUUGCUAAAGGCGGCUUUCCUCCAGUACUGCAGGAAAGAUCUUGGACAAGCCCAGAGCAUGGUGGACGAGCUGUUCUCCCCCGAAGCCGACUCCGAGACUGAAGUCGACAGGGCCGUGACCCAGAUCAGCGUGGACCUAGUGGACGACUACCCGGCGUCUGACCCCCGAUGGGCUGAGUCGGUCCCCGAGGAAGCAGCUGGGUUCAGCAACACCUCUCUCAUUCUUCUGCACCAGCUGGAAGACAAGAUGAAGGCCCACUCCUUCCUCGUGGACUUUAUCCACCAAGUGGGCCUGUUUGAGCGCCUGGGCACCUUUCCAGUGAGAGGGGCGCCCAUGGCCACGCGGCUGCUGCUCUGUGAACACGCGGAAAAGCUGGCCGCGGCCAUCGUGCUCAAGAACCACCACUCCCGCCUCCCGGACUUGGUCAACACGGCCCUGCUGAUCGCUCUCAACAAAAGGGAAUGUGACGUCCCGCCCAGCCUGACUCCCGCGGACGUCUUCUUUAGAGAGGUGUCCCAGGUAGACACCAUCUUUGAAUGCCUCCUGGAAGAGGAAGAGCGAGUGCUCAAGGAAACGCCCAUGGAAUGUGCAGAGUGGGCCCAGCUGGUGGUCAGCGUGAACAGCAUCCUCAAGGAUAUGCUCCACGCAGCCAGCCAGUAUCGCCACAGUCGGAAUUCCUUGUACACGGGGGACGAGCUGGCCGACAAAGAACCCGAGUAUAUCCCGUGGACAGCGUCCAGUGGCCCCGCUGGGGUCCGCACAGCAAUAAUCCGCCAGCACGAGAUUGUCCUGAAGGGCGUUUAUCCGCAGGUGGACAGCAGCCUGCGUGGCGUGCUGACCGAGCAGCUGGUGGCCCUGAUAGACUCCGUCCUGGACGGCUACGUCACCCAGCUCAAGUCUGUGGAUGGGCCCGGCAACCGGGAGCGAUACAGCACUCUGGAAAUGGAGUAUACUCAGAGACGGUCGGAUCUCUUGUCUCCUCUGCUUCACCUGGGGCAGCAUCAGUGGGCCGCGUCUCUGGCUGAGAAGUACUGUGACUUCGAUAUCUUGGUCCAGCUGUGUGAACAGACCGACAACCAGACCAGAUUGCAGCGUUACAUGACCCAGUUUGCUGACCAGAAUUUUUCAGAUUUCCUCUUCCGCUGGUACCUGGAGAAAGGCAAGCGAGGCAAGCUGUUGUCUCAGCCGGUCGCACAGCACGGACAGCUGGCAAGCUUCCUGCAGGCCCACGACCAUCUGAGCUGGCUCCAUGAAAUCCACAGUCAGGACCUGGAAAAGGCCCACGCGACACUUCAGGGUCUGGCCAACGCGGAGACACGCUACUUUGCGAAGAAGAAGACCCUCCUCGGUCUGAGCAAGCUAGUGGCCUUGGCCUCUGACUUCCCGGAGGACGUUCUGCAGGAAAAGAUAGAAGAGAUGUGCGAGCAGGAACGCUUCCUGCUCCACCAGGAGACCCUCCCCGAGCAGCUCCUGGCAGAGAAGCAGAUGACCCUCAACAUGAUGCCCGUCCUCACUGCCCCCCAGCUCAUCGGCCUGUACAUAUGUGACGAGAAUACAAGAGCCAAUGAAUAUGACUUCAAAAAAGCCCUAGACCUGCUGGAGUACAUCAAUGAGGAAGAAGACGUGGACAUCAAUGACCUGAAGCUGAAAAUCCUGUGCCGAGCUCUUCAGAGAGACACCUGGUCGAGUGCAGAGGGGAAGGAUGAUCCCAUCGAAGCGUCAAAAGACAGCAUAUUUGUGAAAAUCCUACAGAAGCUCGUCAAAGAAGGGAUCCGACUCAGCGACUAUUUACCAGAGGUGAAAGACCUGUUGCAGGCGGACGAACUUGGAAACCUCAAGUCCAACCCUUAUUUUGAAUUUGCACUGAAGGCAAAUUAUGAACUCUAUGUCCAAGGGCAGAUGUGACCUUUAUGCGUCCGAAAGCCAUCUUGGAAAAAAUGGAAUCGAUAUUUUUUUAAAAUGUAUAACGAUGAACCUGACAGGUGGUUGUUGUCUUUGCGGUCAGGGGUGGUAUUUUGUCUGGAGAAAUUAACCUCAGAAUCCUCGUGUGCCAUUGAAA